UAGUAUUUGUUAAAAAGCAUAGCUUUCUUUCUCUUUUUGAUGAGAGUUUUAAGACGACUUGUCUUCUUAAACAUUCAACAAUGGCCGCUUGUCAUGUUGUCUUCUUCCCUUUCACGGCUUACGGCCACCUGAUUCCUAUGGCGGACAUGGCGGUGCUCUUCGCCUCCCGUGGCCUGCAAACCACCAUCAUCACCACCCCUUUCAACGUUCAUCGCUUCUCCAAAUCAAUCCAAAAAACCACCACUUUCCCACACCAAAUUGCCCUCCAUAUCAUCGAAGGAUACGAGAACUCCGAUCAAAUCCGUUCUGAUGAAUCCAUAUCCAAUGAAUCCAUAUCCAAUUUUCGUGAAUCCAUUUCAAUGCUUCAAGAACCUGUCGAGCAAUUCAUUCAAGAAUAUCGCCCGAAUUGUCUUAUUGCGGACAUGUUCUAUCCGUGGACUACUAAAAUGGCAGCCAAAUUCGAUGUCCCCAGAAUCGUUUUCCAUGGAAGUGGCUUCUUUCCGCUCUGUGCUUCUGAAUCAAUAAGACUCUACGAGCCUCAUAAAAGAGUUUCAUCUGAUUCAGAACCGUUUAUCAUACCUCAUCUUCCCCAUGAGAUCAAGCUAACCAGAAAGCAACUACCUGAUUUGGAGGCAGAAAUCUUCAAAGGUUUUGUGGAGGUGAUUAUUGAAUCCAUGAAAGCAGAUGAAACGAGUUAUGGAGUUAUCUUUAACAGCUUCAAUGAGCUCGAGCCAGAGUACGUUCGCCAUUAUCGGGAAGUUAUGAAGCGAAAAGCAUGGCAUAUCGGACCAGUUUCGUUAUGUAACAAGAACACGGAUGAUAAAUUGGAAAGAGGGAAGAAAGCAGCGAUCAAGGAAGACGAAUGUUUAAGAUGGUUGGAUUUGAAGCCACCAAAUUCGGUUGUUUACUUAAGCUUUGGAACGCUUGCAGAAGCCACGACCUCUCAACUUCACGAGAUCGCGAUGGGGCUCGAAGCAUGCAAUGAAAACUUCAUUUGGGUUAUCAAGAACGAGCGAGAAGGAUGGAUGCCGGAGGGGUUCGAGGCGAGGAUGAAGGUGAACGGCAAAGGGUUGAUAAUAACGGGAUGGGCGCCACAAACGUUGAUUCUUGAUCAUGAAUCGGUUGGCGUGUUCGUGACUCACUGUGGGUGGAACUCGGUGUUGGAAGGUAUCUCCAGUGGGGUGGCGAUGGUGACCUGGCCAGUCAUGGCGGAGCAGUUCUAUAACGCGAAACUGGUGACUGAUAUUCUACAAAUUGGGGUUUCGAUUGGUGAUACAGAGUGGAGUGCGACUGCAAGCUGCGAUGGCGUAAAGAGGGAGGCGGUCGAGAAAGUGGUGGCGAAGGUAAUGAGUGCGGAGGAAGGUGAAGAAAUGAGAAAGCGAGCUCGAGUGCUGAAGGAGAAGGCGAAGAUGGCGGUAGAAGAUGGUGGAUCAUCGUACUUGGAUCUGAAUGAUUUUAUAGAAGAUAUAAAAGCAUUUAAAUCCAAGUAAUUAAAAGAGCACGAAGCUAUUUUAUGUUUCAAUCUAUCAUCUGAUUUUCUAGUAUUAGGAGCCUUUACCUAAAAACUUACCCGG
Molecule: messenger RNA, 1574 nt
Organism: Cynara cardunculus var. scolymus (artichoke)
Lineage: Eukaryota; Viridiplantae; Streptophyta; Magnoliopsida; Asterales; Asteraceae
Product: scopoletin glucosyltransferase-like
Exons: 1
Coding region: 81-1490 (469 amino acids)
Molecular function (GO): UDP-glycosyltransferase activity
Source: RefSeq, a predicted model, not a curated record